GCGUAUCAACACGGCGUGGCUCAAAACGUGCGGUUAUGUGGCCGAUAAUCCGAUGCAACAUCUCAACCCAUCCUCAACACUCACAUACUUGGGGUCUCAGCUUUGUAUGCAGAGUCUGUCGCAAGCAUGUCGGCACGUCGACAGAAGCGCGCAAGAGCGAGCGAUACCGCGAUGGAUGGCACGACAAAAGAGAGCCUUGCCAUCCAAGUUGCUCCACGCCGUGCACUGCGAGGGAGGCGAGGUGGCCUGAAAGACUUGCUAGAGAUGCCUGAUGAUGUACUAUUUGAGAUCCUCAAACUUCUACAUCCCAAAGGCCUCUUGAAUCUGGCAAGGGCUACCAAACCAUUCCAUGGUUUCUUAAUGAGUCGCAAAUCAAUGCACAUCUGGAAAAGCUCGCGGAGCCUGAUCGAUGGGCUGCCGGACUGUCCGGAGCAUCUGAGCGAGCCCGCGUAUGCCAAUUUGCUUUUCUUUUCACACUGCCAUAGAUGCCUCAAGGGCAGCAUCAAUUCGGUGCUGUGGGAGUUUUCCGUGCGCUAUUGUAAGGCGUGCAAGAAUGACAUGGCCAUCCCACAGCGCGAGCAUUCUUAUACCAUAGCGAUGCUGGACAGAUCUCUACCAUCGGAGAUUUUCAACAAGGUCCAAUUCCGCUCCUCCGGCGAACUCUAUCAUAGGCCGCAACUGGAGUGCUUCGUCGAUGCUUGGAACGGUCUGCCGAAGGACGAGCAGUCACGCCAACAGCUCAUAUCGAAGUUUUCGGAGAAAACAAGGCGCAUUGCAGAGCAUGCAGCGGCAUGCCGUGAAUGGCAUGAAGAGCAGCUCAGUGCUCGAGCAACGGAAUUUUAUGAGAUCAGGCGUGAACGCUACGAAGCUAUUGUCGCACGUUUGCGUGACGACGGAUGGGGAGAUGAGUUGGACAAUGGGAGUUUUACCCUUAGAUUGAAACUGGAGAAAUGUGAUCGCUCGUGGAUUCCAAGGCCGCUCACUGAACGAGGAUGGAUCAAGAUCCGCGGUGCUCUUCGCGCAUGUAUGCAGCAGGAGAGGGAUGCACGUAUAGAGAGGGAUGCACGCGAGCAGCAGGAGAGGGAUGCGCGUAUGCAGCAGGAGAGGGAUGCACGUAUGCAGCGGGAGAGGGAUGUGCACACCCGCGUGGAGCAUGAUCUGACGAUCACAGUGCGCUUGUGCAUCCUACAGCAGGUGUCAAACCAACUACUGUCCGCUCCUCCCUGGACGGCAGCAUGCGCGUACCGCCUGCUCCCACACGACCUUCCGUACGUCCCAGAGAUCAGAGCACUCAUCGAGGCCCCCACUUCAUGCAGUAUCCCUGCGUACAUGUUCUCCUCCUUGCGUAAAAUUGUUCUCAGCCACUCCAUGGACUGGCAACAGCACGCCACCGAGCAGCUCAUAAACCUGCUGCCCGGCGUGUCUGCCGCUGAAGGCGUCGACGUGCUCGAGCUCGCCGUGGUCACUUUUUGGUGCACGGAAUGCCUGCAGAUCCUCUUCCACCGAUACGUGCUCGCACAUAUCUGUCUGCGUGCGGAGCGCAUCGGCAUCGAACAGGACGUCUUCCUCGACGGUCGGGUGGUCCCACCGGUAUGGUCAGCUUCUCGCGUCGCUGCAUCACCCAACAUGCAUCAGUUGCGUGCGCUGGUUGAGAUGUGCGGUUGGGACCCGGACAGCACCACCGCACAGGAGAUGGAUGAGUACGACAUCAGAUACGCCUGCCCCUGCGUCGACGGUCGCACAAUGGUGAUGAGGUGGCGCAAAGCGGUCGAGAUAACCGUUGGCUGUGGGGAGGGCGCGCCCAUGCCGCAAUUCAGGCUUGCAACAGCCGAAGAGAUCGAAGACGCGAUACAAGAUGAGGCGCACGAGAGGUGGGGUCUGGAGGCGCAGACCGCCGAGAAGCCCUUCUGGUGCUGCUCGCAGUGCACUCCACGUGCAGAGGAUUUUACGACGCUACAGGGGGUCAACGAGCAUUACCGCCAGAAACAUGGGGGAAUAGCAUUGUCAACUGCGGAGGCCGACAUGGCGUACCUCCACCCGAGCGGCGGGCCCAUCGUCCCUCAGCCCGUCACGCUACCCCUUCUUCAUGAGGAGCCCGGUGAAAACGAAACCGCGGAGGGUUCGAGCACGCACUAACGUUCCCAGUCGGCAUACGAACCUACGGACUUUGAACCUAGAUUCUCGUCGGCAGAGCUCGAUCUCGCUGACCGGUUCAAUGUUGACAACUAACUAAGAAGAGACUAACAGACUAACGAGUGACAAGUAUGGGAUCAUCAUUGCAACGCCGAUAUUAUGGGUUAUUUUCUGACACCGAAGCAUCUCGCGACAACAAUUAUUUGCCCGUAUAUUUUUUCGCGGUAUCGUAUGUACGAAUGGCUCGAUGUGCAAGGUAUCGUCGAAGGCGAGAAUGACAUUCGCGGAAUCUGGUGCACUACAGUAGUCCGCAGAUCAGACGUUUCUUGACUCUGAACAGGUAUGUCUGACCUAUGCUGGAAAUUAUACAGAAACAUACAUUGCAGCCUGUAUGCAAAUGGU
Molecule: messenger RNA, 2535 nt
Organism: Laetiporus sulphureus 93-53
Lineage: Eukaryota; Fungi; Basidiomycota; Agaricomycetes; Polyporales; Laetiporaceae
Exons: 10
Coding region: 127-2136 (669 amino acids)
Molecular function (GO): protein binding
Source: RefSeq, a predicted model, not a curated record